Planococcus citri (citrus mealybug) is the source of this 3750-nucleotide messenger RNA. Its product is annotated as titin-like. The transcript has 4 exons. The coding region runs from base 315 to 3413 and encodes 1032 amino acids. The record is from RefSeq and is a predicted model, not a curated record. Lineage: Eukaryota; Metazoa; Arthropoda; Insecta; Hemiptera; Pseudococcidae.
UCAGUUUCAAAUCGAAAUCAUCAUAAUUUCAAAUCAACUUUGUUGUGAGAUGAGCAGUCAAAUCAUAAUGCAAAAGAAUGAUAAGUUUCUCAUGUUUUACAAAAAACAUUUCUGUUUCUUUAUAAUUCGUAUUGUCGUAUUGUAUUGAUUUACAAUUAGUUUCAAACUUUCAAAGUGCAGACCGAAAAAGAAGCCCGGUUACGUUGGUAAUGUAAUUCGUAGUGAUUAUUUUUCGAAAUAAUAUUUUUCAAGAUAAUUAAUGUAUUCGGCUUUCUAAUGUCAACUUUAAAGAAGUAAGAACUUCUGACAUCGCGAUGGAUGAACGCAAUCGGGGUGACGUUGAAUUAUUAAAUUGUGAUAUUAAUGGAAUUAUACGUAUCGAACGUUGCGAUGCCUUGUUAAGCAUUUAUAAAAAAAAGAAGCCAAAAACUUUCACUGAAUUUGCCACUGAGGACAAUAAAAAACAGACGCAAAGACCUUUCGCUGAAUUUGCAACUGAGGACGAUAAAAAAAAGAAGCAAAGACCUGUCGCCGAAUUCGCAACUGAGGACGAUAAAAAAAAGAAGCAAAGACCUGUCGCCGAAUUUGCAACUGAGGACGAUAAAAAAAAGAAGCAAAGACCUGUCGCCGAAUUUGCAACUGAGGACGAUAAAAAAAAGAAGCAAAGACCGUUCGCUGAAUUUGCAACUGAGGACGAUAAAAAAAAGAAGCAAAGACCUGUCGCCGAAUUUGCAACUGAGGACGAUAAAAAAAAGAAGCAAAGAACAUUCGCCGAAUUUGCAACUGAGUACGAUAAAAAAAAGAAGGAAAGAACUUUCGCCGAAUUCGCAACUGAGGACGAUAAAAAAAAGAAGGAAAGAACUUUCGCCGAAUUUGCAACUGAGUACGAUAAAAAAAAGAAGCAAAGAACUUUCGCUGAAUUUGCAACUGAGUACGAAAGAAAAAAGAAGCAAAGAACUUACGCCGAAUUUGCUUCUGAGGACGAUAAAAUAGAGAAGCAAAGAACUUGCGCUGAAUUUGUUACGGAGGACGGUAAAAAAAAGAAGCACCGAACUCACGCUGAAUUUGCUACUGAGAACGAUAAAAAAAAGAAGCACAGAACUCACGCUGAAUUCGCAACUGAGGACGAUAAAAAAAAGAAGCACAGAACUUACGCUGAAUUUGCUACGGAGGACGGUAAAAAAAAGAAGCACCGAACUCACGCUGAAUUUGCUACGGAGGACGGUAAAAAAAAGAAGCACCGAACUCACGCUGAAUUUGCUACUGAGAACGAUAAAAAAAAGAAGCACAGAACUCACGCUGAGUUUGCUACUGAGAACGAUAAAAAAAAGAAGCCAAGAACUCACUCUGAAUUUGCGACUGAGAAAGAUAAAAAAAAGAAGCCAAAAACUUUCGAUCAAUUUGCAACUGAGGACGAAAUUGCUGAGCGUUUGUUGACAAAACAAGAGGAAUCUUUUGUACGAGUAGAGAGGUGUGACGCGUUACUUCUUAAAUUACAAAGUAAGAUGCGGUCGCAAGAAACGAAUUCAGAUUUUGUCACCGAAGACGAAAUUGCCGAAAGUUUAAGAAAAAAGGAUGAUGACUUUUCAUCAGUCUCCGGUAGCGGCAGCAUUUCUCAAUCUUCAGAUAGUUCAGAAACGAACAAAUUUGAUAGCUCUUUAAACGCCUUAAUGGAGAAGAAAAAUCGGCUGAUAAAUUCGAUUAAAAGUAACCUGGCCUCGUCAUCUAAAUCAAAGGUAAAUACGACAUCAACUGAAGAUCAACUGAAUAAUACUACUACUUCAGUUGCGUCAGGUUCUGGGAAUUCGAGUAGACCUAAUAUCGAAACUAGUACGCCAUUUCCGGAAUCAAAACCUCAUGCGGCGAGAUUUUUAAAAAAGUGGAAACCAUCGUUUCUGACUGACGAACUUGGCGAACUAGAUGAGCUCGAUGGCAGCGAUGAUGAAAAUGGCUACGAGAAAGCUAUGGCCAGUUUAAAAGAAGUUUUGAGUGACACGUCGGUUGAUACGGUCUCCAAGUUGGAUUCGUAUAGCUGUAUGCUUGAUGCUUUCCAGCUAGAGGACGACCGAAAGUAUGACCAAAUGAUAUCGUCGAUUAAAGAUGUCACCAAGGAAGUGGAUGAAUUUAUUGAAAGAUCGGAAAAAAACAUUGGUCUGAAAUCACCUUCCACUAAUGCUUCUACGAUAGAACUGAGUAGCAGAAAUGAUACGCUUAUCGAUCCUAAUCGAUUUAUCACGUUAUCUGACGCCGAAAUAACCGUCAAAGAUGUUCCUAAAAGCCCUACCGUUGUAACUCUUGAUGCUACUCCUACCCUUGUUACCUUGGAUUCUACUCCAGCACUUGUGACUUUAGAUUCCACUCAAAAUGAUAGCAAUACGAAUGUUCAAUCGGAAUCGGAUAAACCUGAAGCUUCUCGAACACCUGUUGAUUGUGCCCAACCAGACUUACCUAAUAAUCAAAACGUAGUCGAAAAUAUUGCAAUAGAAAGUGGCGAUCACGACAUUCUAACGAUUGAAGGUGAUGAUAUUUCGAUUAACGAUUACGAUGAAGAUUUACUACUUGCUUCGGACGACGAAGAAAAACAGAAUCGAUCAGACAAUAAGAAAGUUCCAUCGCAGGUUCCUUUAGUAAAGGACCUAGAAGUAUUCAUUAGUAACGAUCCUGACGAGAACAGAGACAACGAUGAUCCCAAAUGGGAUUAUUUAAGGAAUAUAGGAACUGAUUACGACAGAUAUAAAGCUGUUCGAGCCAGGUGGAAAAAUAUCCAAAUACCAAAUCCCAAAAAAGACCUAACGUGCCGUUGUCAUAAUCCAUCUACGCAGUCCAAUGGAUAUUCGAAUUAUUUCAACUACAAUGGCUAUUCCUCGUAUAACAACAACCGGAUGAGUUAUAAUCAAAAUUUUAGAGGGUCGAGAAAAAGAAUGCAUUCACCCGAAAACCAUUACGACUAUUCUAAAAGAGCUAGACUAGAAUCCUGUACUUUCUUAUAUGAUCGCCUCGUGCAGCAAUUCAUCAGGCAUGUGGAAAAUGAAAAGCUACGUAUAAGGAACGAACAAAAACAAGCAUUAGAACAGCUUGCAGAUAUCCAGCACAUGGAGAAAUAUGCGACCAGACAGAAAGGCGGUAGUGUGAUGGAUAUGAAGAGACUGGAAAACAAACACAUGGCUGAUACGAGACAAUGUGUUCAAGAUUUUCGCAGAAGAUUAGAUGAAUUGACAAAUUCGGCCAGAUCAAAAGUUUCUGAUCUUCGAAAAGCUAGAGAUGAAGUGUUGCAAUUUCACGAAUUUUAUCCGAAUGAAGAUGAAAGGAACGGCGAUACCAAUUCGUUGGCUUUCUUGACCGGCAUAGAAAUUCGGGAAAUAAUGGAAGUUGAGGAAAUAGUAUUGAGUUAUUCUCAAUUUUACUGCGAUUAAAUCCACGUUUCACGUUUUCUGUCUAAUGUACAGUUUGUUGUGAAUCAUUCUCUUUUACUUCAAGUAAACUUGUUUUGUUCUUAUUCGAUUAAGGGUUUGAGACUGUUUUCCUGUCUUGGGAAGUAUUCCUAUUGAAUGUCGUUAUUUCGAUUAUUUACUUUAGUUUCUUAAAUUUAUCUCGUCAUUUUAAAUUUUGUUCUCUUAAAAGAAGCUUUCAAAUCAAAAGUCUGAAUUCCUAUCUCAAGGAUACCACUUAAUUAUAAAUAAUUUCCCAUUUCGUUGUUUUUCUAGAUAUUAAGUGAAGUUGAUUGCUCAAAUAAACAUAAUCUCAUUUCUA